Neurospora hispaniola is the source of this 1821-nucleotide messenger RNA. RefSeq lists its product as uncharacterized. Lineage: Eukaryota; Fungi; Ascomycota; Sordariomycetes; Sordariales; Sordariaceae. The coding region runs from base 1 to 1821 and encodes 606 amino acids. The transcript is spliced from 5 exons. The record is from RefSeq and is a predicted model, not a curated record.
AUGGAUUCAUCCAGAGGAACUACUUCCUACAGGGGUCACGAUCGUUACCACGGGAAUCACCAUGUUGAUGAUUCGUCACAGCAUGUGCCCACUAGUGUCUACAUGCUGGAGGAGAAUGUACCGCUCCACGACCAACCUGGACGUACAGAUUCUCGACGUUACUCGGAUUUGGAGAGAAUUGGCUCAUCUCCGAGGGGGCUUGAUACCAUCAAUCAUGAUUGUCCUUGGCAACCAGGACGCUCUAGACGAAUCCUAUAUCUCGGUUAUGCUCCUUUACUCCUGAGUCUGGCUUGUACUCUUUUGGCCAUUUACAUUAUUUUGAACAGCAACGGCAAGCCGGUUAGCGCUUGGGCUGGUUCACAUCGCAUGCAGCCUGGUCAGCUCCUGGCUUUUACUUCAACUGCUGCAAAUUCUUUGAUGAUGAUUGCCUACGUUCAGGGAUGGGUGUCUUUUUUCUGGAUACAAGCACUCAAAGGCAACAUGCCUGUGUCCAGUCUUCACUAUAAUUGGGAAGCAGCCACGAGUGUUUGGGGAUCCCUCAAAUCCUUGAUGCGAAGAAGGGCUUGUCGCGUCAGUGUUGUAUCCAUCCUCGUGACCAUAACGUCCUUCCUCCGGGGCCCUCUGAUACAAAAAGGCUCCUACAUCCUAACCAUUGGUUCAAUGUAUGCGGGUAUUAUUGACCUUCAAGUUCUACCCGCCACCGAGGUUUGGGAUUCACAGUCCUCUGAUACUCCCAAACUCAAGCAAAUAUUCUCAGACGUCAUGAGAGAGUAUCAGGCCAGGACUCCCAUCCACAUUACCGGGUCAGAUUGCAACAAUUGUUCCUUAAGUGUUGAGGGGUUUGGAUUCCAAUACGUGAACACACUCAACCAAUCAAACUUACAUCACUUUUUGGAGCGCCCAUCAACAAAUUACAGCCAGAACCAUAUUCUCAAUGUUACAACCCAUGCCAUUAAUGUCAACGAGUAUAUUGAGGUUAAUGUCGUUCGGAAGGCCUCGAAUGAUUGCGAUGCCAACGUCAUCACAACGACACAUCAUCUAUAUCCCUCAACGGUUAAGUAUAAGUUGUUCCUCCAAGGACAAAAAGCCACAUUUUCAACAAGCGACUGGCAGAACGAUGAGGUUGUUCAGCUGCUAGGAGCGGCAUCUUUCUUGUACGCACAAAACUCUGGCAAUGAAAGCGCAUGCGGUCCAAUCUUUGACGAUCCGACUCAUGAUAUUUUGAACGGUUUCCGAGAGCUGGCGUUGCGCCUGUCCAUCCGUGAGGCAUUUGAGAGACACGAGGCUGCUGCGGCGGCAGGUGGCGAGACAGAAGGCAACCCAGCCUUUGUGCAGAAGGUUACCUACACCAGCCAUCAGCCCCAAUAUGCCGUCGACAAGCCAGCCCUUGCCCUAGCGGUAGUGAUUAGUCUUCUCGGUCCUAUCUCGAUCCUCUCUCUAUUUAAAGGUUGGACAACCCUCGGGAGAGACUUUUCCUUAAGCCCAUUCGAGCUGGCCAACUCGUUCCUCCUCCGGUCGCCGCUGCCCUCGUCGUCACCUCGGUCAAACAGCAGCGGCGACUCUAUUUUCGAAUUGGAGCAAAGACAACAUCAGCUCGCUUCACUCCUUGCUAGCUGCAGCAGUAAUGCCUCGGCUGAGAAAGUACUUGAGUCGAUCUGUCAAAGAGCAGAGGCGGCUAGUGACGGAGUGAAUGGCAUGACGACCAAGGAGCCAGUGGUGCAGUAUGGAGUGCUUGACGGUACGGGCUCGCUCGGUUUUGCCAUUUCGGAUGUAAAUGGCGUUGUUCAUGCUCGGAAACCGAGAGAGGGAGAGAUGCUAUGA